AUGAGCUAUCAUCGUGGUUACGACCUGUUGGCUAGUGCAUCCAUAGUGUCUCGCGGUGGAAUGGUCAGAGACUUGACAAGAGACGGGCAGACAAGAAGUGGUACUAGCAAAGCUGGAGUAUACACCUCGGUUCGUGCCCAGUGCUGGCGGGACACUCGGGCACGAGACGGGUGUUUGCAGAAUGAAUUGGCGUGUGUGAUAGAGGGGGCGGGCGGCAAAGUGGAGCAGAUUCCGAUGUGGAUGCCGCCGGCGAUCAGCAGCCUUUGCGAGAUCAGAGAGGAGAUCAACAAGGAGGAAGAUGGUGAUCUCCCUCCCAUCAUCCUGCUGACACCCGCCCGAGCCGGUCCCGGGCCCGCAGAGGGGACAGCGGAGCCCGGGAUGGAAGAGAUCAGAGAGGAGAUCAACAAGGAGGAAGAUGGUGAUCUCCCUCCCAUCAUCCUGCUGACACCCGCCCGAGCCGGUCCCGGGCCCGCAGAGGGGACAGCGGAGCCCGGGAUGGAAGUUGAGUACAGCGACACGGAGGUGCUCGCAGAAGUGAGCGAUAGUAAGUCGUGGGGAGAUUUGUCGUCUGACACUGAUCUGGCAAGUGACAACGGCGAUGAUCCUGCACCUGACCUCAACGAUGUGCGCACUUGGUGCCCUAUUGAUUGCGAUACGGACCAGGUAGCGCCCCCAAGAUUCCCGUUCACUGGAUCACCUGGGAUGAAGGUAGAUGUUGAGCGUGACAACCCUCUGGCAUACCUGCAAUUAUUCCUCACUGAGGAGGUAAUUGAAAAAAUUGUCACGGAGACAAAUCGCUACCAAGAGCAGCAAUCCGCUACGCUGCAUGCCAGGUUUUCCAGAAGCAGAAAGUGGGAACCGGUGACCAAAGAGGACAUCUGGCAGUUUCUGGGACUCAUCAUUCUUCAGGGGGUGGUGGGGAAACCGCUCCAGAAAUGGUACUGGACCACCAAUAAGUUACUGGCCACUCCGUUUUUUGGCACCGUGAUGUCAGAAUACCGGUUUUCCCUCAUCAUGAAGUAUUUCCACUUCACGAACAAUGAAGAAUUUAAUGAGGCCACGCAUCCUGCGCCCAAACUAAAACAAAUCUGGGAGGUAUGCCAAAUGAUUGUGACCAAUUUCCAGCGGACCUACGUGCCAGAAAGGGACGUCAGCGUGGAUGAAAGUUUGAUGGCCUACAAGGGACGCCUAAGCUGGAUACAGUACAUUGCAUCCAAAAGAGUGCGGUUUGGCAUCAAAUCCUAUAUGCUCUGCGAGUCAUCCACUGGGUACAUCUGGAAUUCGGUCAUUUACACCGGUAAAGGCACGAAGUUCAACCCCAGGUACAGCGGCUAUGGGAUGGCCACAUCAUCUGUCCUUACACUGCUGGAGCCAUUGCUGAACCAGGGAUAUUGUGUGACCACGGACAAUUUCUACACGUCUCCGGAACUGUAUGAGGUUUUGCUACAAAACAAGACGGAUGCAUAUGGUACCGUUAGGCCUAACCGACGUGACAUGCCAUCUAUGUUUGCCAAGAAAAAACUAAAAACCGGAGAAAUGGUUGCCUGGCAGAAGGGUAAGAUGAUGGCAAUGCGAUGGCGAGACAAGAAGGACGUGUGUCUUAUGAGUUCUGUGCACAAUACCUCCACUGCCAUGGUCCACACAAAAGGUGGGAAAGAUGUGCUGAAGCCGCAAGUCGUGAUAGACUAUAACAACACAAUGGGAGGUGUCGACAGAGCCGAUCAGGCAAUGACAUUUUAUCCGGCUAUGCGCAAACAACAAAAAAAAUAUUAUAAGAAGAUCUUCAGGCAUCUUCUGGAACAAUGCCUUUGGAAUGCAUAUAUCCUGCACAGAGCAAAGAUUGACAAGCCUCUUGUUCAUUCUGACUUUAUCUGGAAGGUGGCUGAGCGGAUUUUUCUCAACUACCAGACGCCAUCAGUAGCUGUGAACAGACCUGGACGUCGUGCUGUUGACGUUGUCAAUCCAGAACGCCUGACUGGUCGUCACUUUAUGGACUACAUUCCGCCAACCGCAAAAAAGGCAGCACCUACCAGGAUGUGCGUAGUUUGCUGCUCAAAGAGAGAUGGCAAUGGAAAGAAAGUCCGAAAAGAAACCAGGUUCCAUUACAAUCGCACAUGCAAAGACGGGGAUUUAAUUCCAGCAAUCACAAAAGCCAAACUGCGAGAAAAAAUCCUACCCAUGGGCAUAAUCUUGGAAGAAAAAGCCAAGAGCAGAAGCAAGGAUUUAAUUUCCCUCACCAUAGCCUUCUCCUUCCCAAGCAGCAAAGACAGGGCCAAACAGCUGAAGGUGUCAGGAACGAUCCAGAAGGCAGAGGAGGAUGAACAGCAGCAGAAGGCAAGGCAGAACUCAGGCGGUCAGUCACAGAAAAGGCAUUGGGUAUAUCCAGAGGCGGCAAGGAACACAGGCAGGAAAGUAGCCAUUCUUCACCUCCCUCUGCGGAGGCAUGACGGAGCACUUCUUGAAACAAUGGAUCCAUCUUCACAGCAAGUUGAGUUGAAGAAGAUUACUGCUGAGGAGAGCUUCUGA
Molecule: messenger RNA, 2526 nt
Organism: Nanorana parkeri
Lineage: Eukaryota; Metazoa; Chordata; Amphibia; Anura; Dicroglossidae
Product: piggyBac transposable element-derived protein 4-like
Exons: 7
Coding region: 1-2526 (841 amino acids)
Source: RefSeq, a predicted model, not a curated record